This is a messenger RNA of Caenorhabditis remanei, 1083 nucleotides long. RefSeq lists its product as uncharacterized. Gene Ontology annotation, biological process: prostaglandin metabolic process. The record is from RefSeq and is a predicted model, not a curated record. The transcript is spliced from 6 exons. NCBI's taxonomy places the organism in Eukaryota, Metazoa, Nematoda, Chromadorea, Rhabditida, Rhabditidae. Gene Ontology annotation, molecular function: 15-oxoprostaglandin 13-reductase [NAD(P)+] activity. The coding region runs from base 1 to 1083 and encodes 360 amino acids.
AUGACGUCGUCCUCAUCCGCACACCUUCCAGCCGACAACAAAGUUGUAAUUUUUGUUAAGAGGCCAGGUGAAAACAAUCCUCCGACAGUGGACUGUUUCGAUGUCAUCCCAAUUGAUUCUCCAACCGAGAAAGACAUCACCUCAGAGCAAUGCAUCGUUCGAACACUAUUCUUAUCUGUCGACCCCGCCCAAAGAUGUCGGAUGAAUCCAUCAACCGGUGUCGAUUAUUUAGGACCUUAUGAAAUUGGUGAGCCCGUCGAUGGAAUGGAAGGAGUUGGAGUCGUUGAAAGAGCUGGAUCUGGAAGUCAUCUUCACGUUGGCGAUCUUGUGACAGGAUGUAUUCGAUUGUGGACUUGGACAAAGUAUUUUGUCUGUGACAGCAGUGACCUCGUCAAAGUGAAUCUCCCUCCAUCGUUCUCUCCCUCCGUCAUCCUCUCAUGUGCUGGAAUUUCCGGUAUCACUGCGUUACUGGGUAUUCGAAAGAAGGCAUUGAUCGACAGAAGCCGGCCACAAACAAUUGUAGUGUCAGGGGCAGCAGGUAGUUGCGGGUCGUUAGCUGGACAGAUCGCCAGGAUAGAAGGGUGUUCGAAAGUUAUUGGAAUUUGUGGAUCAGAUGACAAAUGCAAAGUUUUAAAAGAGGAAUUCGGAUUUGAUAAUGCCAUCAAUUACAAAACUGAGAAAGUGUCUGACCGGCUGAGUGAAUUGGCACCAGAAGGCGUAGAUAUCUACUGGGAUAAUGUUGGAGGAACGAUUUCUGAUAAUGUUAUUCAAUCUAUGAACACUGGCGGACGUAUUGUUCUUUGUGGUCAAAUCGCCGUCUACAACACUGAUCUUCCAUAUCCCCCACCACUCCCUGAUCAAACGGUUCAAAUUCUAAAGGAGAGGAACAUUGAAAGAGAACGAUAUCUGGUGUUGACCUAUAAGGAUGAAAUGGAUGAGGCGAUCGCACAAUUAUCAGAAUGGCUACAACAAGAUAAAAUCAAGGUGAAAGAAACUAUCUACGAUGAUCUUUCCUCUGCCCCAAGUGCAUUCGUCGAUAUGAUGACUGGCAAGAACAUUGGAAAAAUGUUAAUUCGUCCAUGA